AUGGUACUUGGUUCAAUUGUGUAUUCGAUAGUUUUCAUCACGGUGAUCACUUUUGGCGCCAAACAAUGCGGUUCGCCAGUUCAUCAAAUCAAGUCAAUGGAGCCCUCAUUCGGCGGAUGUGACGGAUUCUAUGGUAUCGGCAAGGGGUUGGCCGACGGAUUUCAGCCGGAGCCCGACUCCAAAACUUAUGAUGACCUUGCCGGUAUGAUAUUCGGAAAGUUGAAUCCUGGAGACGUGAUCAAGUCAAUGUUUUUGGGACAAAUCAUGACUAUCCUAUUCUGGAGUAUUGGUAUCAUUUGUGUACUGGUUGCACUGGUACUCGGAAUUGUUGUGUGUAUAUGGUCGUGUUGCUCGACGUGUGUGCCCAAGGAUACGAAAGUCCGUUCCGAAGUCACCGGUUACCUCUUCGCCUUCUCGCUCGCCUCCAUUUUCAUCUUCGCCCUCACCGGUCUCGUCUUUUUCAAUUUCGCCGAAACUGACCUCAUCGACUCUGUGGAUAACACUUUGACUUAUGCCAAUCAAAUUUCUGGAGAUCUCAACACUGUUAUUGGUGGAGGAACUCAACAAAUCACAUGUGAGGUGAAGUCGACGACAACGAAAACGUUUGCGGACAUGGAAAAGUUGAUUCGGAAUUAUGCGACGAUUGUUGUGGACGGGACGAAGAAACGAGUGGGACUCACGGAAGUGAAUGAUUUCAAUGACCAAGAAUUCGAGGAGGCCAACACGGCGACCUCCACAGCUGCACAGAAUCUCCAAAACUUUUGGAACACUCCCCAGAUUCCACCUCUAGUGGCGUCUAUCUGUGACAUCAAUUCAAAAACACUAAAGAACCAGUUGAAUAGUGUCAUUGCGACGGUUCAAGGACUUACAACAGCCGCUAAAACUAUCCGAAAUACCAAAGAACUCAAAGAUAUCAAUGCACAAAUCAAGACGAUCAAGGAGAAGAUUCAAGAUCAGUCUGCAAAGGCGACGAGCUCUAUGAAAAACACGCAGGCGAAGAUUGAUCAGUCGAUGAGCUCGAUUACGGAUAUGUUGACGAAGUUGCAGAAGGACAUCGAUGCGAUUAUGACUUCGUUGAAGACGAUGCAUAAGAAUUUUGUGGACUCCGGAUCCUGGACCUCAAUGACACUUGGCCUCCGUAUCGGUGUCAUUAUUCCGGCAAUCACUGGUCUCGUUUUCUGUAUAAUUGCAUUUGUGGCCGUGGCAUUAUCGCUUAAGAAACAAGAUGGGUUCGCCCAAAAACUGUCGGGUACCGUACUCAGUGGUGUCUCCUCUCUGGUCACUGCAUCUAUCACUCUUAUGGUCAUCGCCAUUAUUACAUUUGUCCUAGGAUGGGGCGUGUCCGCAGUGUGUGUUCCAGUUUUUGAGACACCCGGCUAUCAACUUUUCCAUCGAAUCAAACAAGAGGUCGCACCGGUUGGCAAUGGGACACCAGUUGUUGUCAAUGUUGGAAAAAUUCUGGAACAAUGCAGUAGUGACACGAUGACACUGUACAAGGCUAUCGAUGGGAAGACUAUAAUUUCGAAGGAAUCGAUUAUCGACCAACUGAAACUCGACUCGUACCGACAACAAGCUAAUGGAGAGAUUAUGAAACAACCGAAUUUGACGUUCCCCGUGAAUAAGAAUUAUGAGGACUACAUCACCAAAUUGAACGGAUACACGUCUGAGGCAAAGGGAGCGAAUUUGGAGGACUGUAAUGAUGCCUCUCUCAACAACCUCUACACCGCAUAUAUCACUGCACUCGAAAAAUCGAAUGAACUUGCCAAAAAAUUCCAGAAAAAUUUGAAUGCGUUGAGCGAGAACUCACCGAAAACGACUGCAAUUGCUACGGAGCUCAACGACAAUUAUUUCAAGAAGGGGGACGCAUCGAUUAAUGAGGCUAUCACUAAAUUGAUGACAGAUAUGGAACAAAAGGUGUUCAUAUGCCGUCCGCUCGUCGAGAUCUUCAAAAAUGGAGGACUUUUGAUGUGUGAGAGAUUCGGGCGGCCAAUUCAGGGAUUGUGGGCUGGCGUCGGGUUGACCGCGCUUUUCUGUUUCUUCUUGUGCAUUUUAUUGUUGUUCACAUUCCGUUGGUUGAAAACGAAUAGCAAGGAGACGGUGGGAAGUGCGAAAGGAAGUUUUAAGAACGGUCUGGAAGCCAACGACGCGGAUUUCAAAAAAGGUGACAAGAAGAAGAAUGGAAAGAAGCCUUCAAACAAGAGUGGAUCAUCUGAAGAGUAA
Molecule: messenger RNA, 2220 nt
Organism: Caenorhabditis remanei
Lineage: Eukaryota; Metazoa; Nematoda; Chromadorea; Rhabditida; Rhabditidae
Exons: 11
Coding region: 1-2220 (739 amino acids)
Source: RefSeq, a predicted model, not a curated record